UCACGAAAGUCCAACCUCUUUGAGACCGCAUUUUCUCACGUUUCUCGCUUCGCUUCUUGCAAAUUCCCUUUGGAUUUUCGGAUGAGACGUUCGAUCGGCCGCUUGUCCGCUCGGCUACGCUCGGCUCGGUUCACCGAAGUCGCACGAUCGCUCGAAGAAAUCGACGCGGAGAACGAUCGGUAGGGUGGGGUAACGAGAGAGCAAGUGUACCAAGCAAGUGAAGGGAGAAGCUCUCUGUUCCGAGGUCGAUAACUAAGUGUCAGUAGUCAGAGUCGACCCGAGUGGAGGAUCAGACCGAGCGACCACUAUGACGAUCGAACACCGGAGGAGCGUGACCUUUUUGGCCGUGGUGAUUUUUCUCGCCUCCGUUGAAGCAGCUACCCUGUUGGGUGCGCCACCCUGUCCCAACCCUCAUGGCGUCCACGCGUACGCUCACCCCGAGGACUGCAACGCAUUCUUCCUCUGUACGAACGGCACCCUGACCCUCGAGUACUGCGAGAACGGAUUACUUUUCGAUGGCCAUGGCGCCGUACACGACCAUUGCAACUAUCACUGGGCCGUCCACUGCGGAGAACGCAAGGCUGACCUCACUCCGCUCAGUAGCCCCGGCUGCGAAUAUCAAUUCGGUCUCUAUCCUGCCAGCGACCUGUGCAGCACCACUUACAUCAAAUGCGUCCACGGACAUCCCGAGGAAGCGCACUGCGACGCAGGAUUAGUAUACGACGAGAAGAGUCACACUUGCGUCUGGCCCGAUCAACUGUUGCCCUACUGCAAUCCGGAGGAAAUAGUCGGCUUCAAGUGUCCUCACAAAGUACCUUCGCACAGUGCUGCUGCCAAGUUCUGGCCUUACCCGAGAUUCCCUGUACCUGGGGACUGUGGCAGAUUGAUCACCUGUGUCGAUGGUAAUCCACGUUUGCUUACGUGCGGCGAUGGAAAACUCUUCGAUUCCGUGAGUCUGAGCUGUUUGGAUCCUGACGAACUGCCUCAUUGCGCCAAUACCGUUUAAAUUACACAGGGAUGUCAGCAUCGCUAUUCGAAUUCGCAAGAGUCUAUCAACCGUUUUAGAACCUCGAAAUCUGCAGCCUUCGCCGUUUAUUCGAAGCAAAAUAUUCCACUUGAUAAAAAAUAAUCUAAUCGCCCACCGAAAACGUUACGAAACAGUAAAAUUAGCGAAACUAUAACGCAAAGUAUUGCAUUAUCGGUACAAAGUAGACGAUAUCGAUAGAUCUGUACAAUUUCACAGAUGUAUAAUAAUUAUAAAAAGCAAAGAUAGAUGUAUCGAUAUUUCUAAUUACCUUUAGUUAGAAAAAUGUGUUUUAAAGGGAAAACAACUGCAAAACGACAGGGACAACGACGUGUACACUGAACAUUGGAAUAAAAUGUGGACAUGCGUA
Molecule: messenger RNA, 1394 nt
Organism: Bombus impatiens (common eastern bumble bee)
Lineage: Eukaryota; Metazoa; Arthropoda; Insecta; Hymenoptera; Apidae
Gene: Cpap3-d
Product: protein obstructor-E
Exons: 5
Coding region: 308-1006 (232 amino acids)
Cellular component (GO): extracellular region
Molecular function (GO): chitin binding
Source: RefSeq, a predicted model, not a curated record